Messenger RNA from Aureobasidium pullulans EXF-150, 3329 nucleotides. RefSeq names its product MED14-domain-containing protein. The record is from RefSeq and is a predicted model, not a curated record. Lineage: Eukaryota; Fungi; Ascomycota; Dothideomycetes; Dothideales; Saccotheciaceae. Gene Ontology annotation, biological process: regulation of transcription by RNA polymerase II. Bases 209 to 3247 code for a protein of 1012 amino acids. Gene Ontology annotation, cellular component: mediator complex; core mediator complex. Gene Ontology annotation, molecular function: transcription coregulator activity. The transcript has a single exon.
GCUCCUAGAAGGAAGCGCAUCCGUAAACACACCAUCUCGCGCAAGCUACAUCACCGACCGAAUCCUUGUCGACUUGCUGGACUCCACCGACAUCCGCCGGACCUUCACCCACGCGAUCCGUCGUGCGCCAGUCGCGCAGUGACAUCACCCGGUCGAAUUGUUGAUGACUCGUCCGCUUCACAUGUCCUUCCAGCACCGAUAGAGGAGCAUGCCCGGUCGCAUCGUCAUGGAAAGCGAUGCCGCACCAAAGACCAACGGAUUGAACACCCUUCCAACCACCGCCGCCAUGACUUCGACCGCGCCCACCAAACCGAUCGACACUUCGAACGGCUACACCAAUGGCGCAAUCAAACAGGAAGAGAAGGCAUCGCCACCUGAAUUGGAGCACUGGUCACAUACGUAUUCGUCAUUCGGCACGCUGCUCGACCGCAUGGCACAGCAAUGUUAUUUUGAGUUGAGCGAAGUCAUUGAACAAAUGGCCGACCUGAGCAUUGCCUCUCCUCAAACAAAUGGCGCAUCCGGUUCCGCACCAGAUGUCUCCAAAGCGAGCGUUGAUAAGAAACUGCGACUUAUGAACUUCGCAAACACUCAACAGGCUCGGUUUAUCAAGGCUCUGGUCCUGUCCGACUGGGCGCGCAACAUGGGAGACAUGGACAAGUUGAUUGAGUUGAGGAUGUACUUGACACAGCAAGAUGAGGCUUCAUCUCUCGUCAGCGAUGCCAUCAUGCAGAUGAAACACAACAUGAUUGGCGCAAAGAUGCCCAACCCGAAUAUUCAAGGAGCCCUCGAAUUGCUGUCCACAUCUAAAGCGCCAUGGCUACCAGAUCUCGGUUACCUCCCGCCGGAACCCCUGUCUGCUCAGAAACUGCUCAAGACAUUGCGAGACAUGAACUUUGUCCUUUCCGUGCGACUGAACCUGCAUGAACAACUACCUUCACAUUUCUGCAAUUACUCAAUAGCAAAUGGACGUGCUACUUUUGUUGUGCCGAAUGAGUUUGAACUCGAUCUUGCUGUUACUGACGAAGACACGACUUCUCCAUUCUACUUCAUCGACAUUCGAUUCCUCUUCUCCGAUGCGCCUCCACUUCCUGAUGGCUUUGCUCGAGUGAAUCUCGAAGGCAAGGUCAAUCAAAUCCUCCAACUGGAAGGACUUUCUGCCGCCUACGAUUUCCUCCAUGGAUUCGUCUUGACUCACAAGAUCACUCUACUACGACGACAAGCCUUUGAACUCUCACGCACAAGGUGGACGGAAUGUUUACAUAUCGAGCCCAUUCACAGAUCGCUCAUCGUACAAUACUGGACUGGCCAACCUGGAGGCAAGAGCUGGAUCGAGAUUGGCAUCGUCAAAGGAAAGAAAGCAGAGAAUUCAGACCAACCCCACACACCUGCAAGAUUGAACAUACGUUGGUUCAGAUCAGGAAAGGAGGUCUUCGACACACGCUUUGAUGUCGACCCGGCCAAUCCUUCAAUGGAGCAUAUUCUGGGUCAGGUUACAGCCGCCCACAUGAACGUCCGUCUUGCUACAGCCAGAGACCAACUUCUUACCAUCUCCCCACCAAAGUCCGCGCUGGACAUGAACUUGAACUCCUCACCGACAGACCCAAACGCUUGCUCCUUGAGCAUGAAACUAGGCCAACACGGUCUACAAACCACCCUCCGUAUCAUUCCCGUCAACGGCAAUAUCUCAAUCUCCCCCGUCUCCGCCGCCUCAAUAGAUGUAGAAAGACGACUCAACGCCGAUCCUACCAUCGAUGCUGCACAAAUCGUCUCUUACCUCAACUGCAAACUCGUCCAAGACCACAUCACCCGCCAAGCUGUUCAAGCCGGCUGGCUUCUUAUGCCUACCGACAAACAACCCGACGUGCAAAAGGUCUUCUCCGAGCAAGUCAUUCGCAGAAGCACAUUUACUCGCCACGGAUGGGGAGAAGACUGGGCCAUUGCACUCACAAUCUCUCGCAGUGGCGUGAAGUGGUGGAUUGUGAAACUCCUCUCGACGCCUACCUCAAGAGUCAUCUCUACAGCGGAGACAUUGGCGCUGCCACCUUCGACAAAGAUAUUUGACCGCAAUACACUGAUGCUUAUCGAGUCGCGUGCUGUCGCGCAAGUCUCACUUUCGAAUAUCUCCCUCCAACUCCGCAACUCCAAAAUCAGCCACGAGAUUCGCCAUGUUGCUCCUUCUGCAACCUCUUCCAACACAUCCCCUCUUUCCACAUCAAAAACCACUGCAAUCGUCGGCAUCAAAUUCGAAGAUGUCAUGCAACCAUCUUCCACCACUGAACGCAAGGCUUGGAAACCAUGGUGUCAUAGCACUAUGGUCUUGACACAUCAUGGUAUCGAUGAAACCGAAAGAGAUGCAGUAAAAGUGGUGCAUAUUCUGAAAACCACACUAUCACCACAAACAGCAGAGGUGCUUGCCCCUCUAGUCGGCAAAGGCAAUGCAUCCUCUGACAUCGUUUUCGGCCCUAAUGGUGUUUUGGCUCUUCAACUACGAACGCAUUUCGGAGUCGCUCUGGUCGACCAAGUAGUGCAGAAAUUGGCACGCGUCCAAAGACUUGCGAAUUGUCUCUCCGCAAUCAAAAGCCGAAACUUCUCCAUCGAAAAAGUAGCGAUUGGAGGACUGGUGUUUGCAUAUCAGGUUGAGCCGAAAUUAUCUGCGGCGGUUCUGUUCGCUGAGGCUGCAGGUUCGCCACUGCAAUUACGCUUCACAAACGAUACGGCGGCCACGAAUCCCCAUCGCAGAAUUCUACCACUGCUGCAGAAUCUUCUUUCUACCGGUGCGACGGCUUCGGCCUUGGAAGAAGCGAGAAAAUUCGAAAAUCUACUGGAUCUGAUGACGGCCACGUUACCUGUGCUGACUGCUAUCUCUUCCAUCGAAGCUGCAGACCCAUCGGGCAAGAUGUGUAAAGUGGGUGUGAGGUCACUUGCGCAUUUCCGUCUGAGCUAUGAUACAGCUCUUACUACCAUGACGUUGGAAAUAGAAUUGAAGAGGGUCAAAGGAACAGACGUAUGGACGAUCACUCUUCAAAAAGACGGUAUGGCAAAAGAAGAUGUGGAAAAAUCUUUGGAUCUGCUGGAGAAGGCGUGGAAAGGCAAAGGGUUGGAGAGUAAAGGCGUCAAGGGGUUUAGAAGUGGUGUUGUUGCUGAAAUCCAAGGGGUGCGGGAGGUUCUUGUGAAUCUGGAGCAGGUCGUUAGAGUAACGAGCCAGGGGGAUGGUGAUGAAGGGAGGGAAGUCAUUCUUCUGGAUUGAUGGGGCUAUCUAGCCUAAGGGAAAAGACUAGAUGGAGGCCGCUUAUGCAAAGAUCGCCAAGGCAGAAAGACGGAGGAGGGAA